CGCAUCCAGCGCCCUCUGUUCCUGCAUCGCGCGCUUCUGCAAUUCUGGAGCGCCCACGUCGGUGGCUGGAGGGCUACCCGUCGCACAGUGUCGUUUCCGAAAAUCUCUCGUCAUUCGUGUGCCUGGCCCGAGGGGCGGGAGGGGGAAGAUCGCCGCUCGCAUCCUCCACCUCCACUUCUCCACACCACUACUGUCGAUGAUCGCCGCCGCGCAACCUCGCCGCCAACGGUGCAUCGUGGAAUCAAGGGGGAGAGAGAGAGAUAGAGAGAGAGAGCAGCCGCACCGCUACCCCACCUAGGGUCUUGACGCUUUCGUACGAGGGCGUAUACCCCUCUUUGACGAAUAUUGCCGCCGUCAUGUAUGGCCAAAAAUUUCCCCUCCCCUCCCCUUGUGAUCGCCCGGCUUCCCUCGGAUCUCCACCGCCAUCUGCACGGCGGUCGGGCUGCAGCGAGCGCGCAAAUAUCAUCUCGAGGGCGGCUGCAGCUGGUGAGAGUCACCUUGUCCGUGGUACCCCAUUACACAUCACGCGUCGCGAACCCGGACAGCUCGUUGUGGGUAGGCAUCACAAGCCUUGUCCGAGCGACACGAACUCCCCCACUUUGCUCAUGACGCCGUUAAUGGGAUUCUCUCCGCCGCUUCACGCUUUUGCGCUUCAGUUUGAUGCUUUGAUUCCGUGCUGAUUGCUACGGAUACCUCGUUGUUGUCUUCCGCCCACAGACAACCAGUCCUCAAUCUUCAACCUAUCACUCAUACAACGACAUACAAAUACUGUACCUCGAAGCUAUCACAAAUAACAAACCCAACAACAGAUCGCCCUUGUCGUGUUCGUACGGGCAGCGACGUCGAACACGGCAACAACACCUACCUAGGUACCUACGCAAAGAAAGAAAAAAAAAAAAAAAAAAAAACG
Aplosporella prunicola CBS 121167 is the source of this 910-nucleotide messenger RNA. RefSeq lists its product as uncharacterized. The record is from RefSeq and is a predicted model, not a curated record. Lineage: Eukaryota; Fungi; Ascomycota; Dothideomycetes; Botryosphaeriales; Aplosporellaceae. The transcript has a single exon. The coding region runs from base 357 to 680 and encodes 107 amino acids.